AUGACAUCAAGUAUAGAUAAGGUUUUUAUGGUAUCAGUACAAGAAGCUGUGCAAAAAUCAUUGAAAAAUAACCAGGCACUAUUUGUAUUCUUAUCAAGAGAUGACGAGAUAUCCCGCACGUUUGCUAAGGAUCUCUUGCAGACAAAAAUUGGUGAUAGUGGACAGAGUAUGAGUGAGAAGGUGCUGAAAGAGUUUGUGGGGUUAAUGUUGAUUGAAGAUACGACGGAAUAUGGGUAUUUUAAACAAAUUUUCCAUGAUUUGGUGGUGCCCAGUUUUUACGUGGUUGAUAAAGGGCAGUUAUUGGAUGUUAUAACACAGGAAUGCACGCCGGACCAGUUUGUAGAACAGAUUUCGAAGAUUCUCAACAGACUGGGGCAGGUUGGAGCUGAUAGUCCGGUGGUGAGUGAACAAACCGGAGCACAUACAAAUGCAGGGUCGCAUGAGCCUAUUGUGGUGCUGGGGAGACAAGACGAGCAUAUUUCCGUCCGUCAGAACCAGAUGCGUGGUAAUACACUAGGAAGGGAUCAUGAUCAGAACGUUGCCAGGCACAAAAGACAAACUGAAAUGCUUAAAAGAGAGGAACAUGAAGAGAGAAAGAAAAUUAGAGCAUUGCUUGAGGCUGAUAAAAGAGAACGCCAUUUAAGGCAAAUGACCGCAUCCCGAAAAACGGCCAACGAGGCAUCGGAGGAGGACAGAAUGCAUAAAUCGAAUACAAGUAAAUAUGAUAUGUGUUCAUUAUCAAUCAAGUUAUUUGAUGGAAAUUCCUUGAGACACGAUUUCAAGGCCAGCCAAACCUUGAACGAUGUGCGGAGCUGGCUAGAUAAUGCAACAGAUCAUCUGAUCAUUCCAAAUGCUAAUGCAUCAUUGCCUUCGUUUGCUACGGCUUCAUAUCCUCAACCAACACAUUAUGUCUUCCACCACCCUGUGUUGCCGCGUAUAACGUACAGUGACGACGAGGAAUUCAAGAAAUUAUCAGAUUUGGACUUAUGCCCUCGUUCGGUAUUGAUUUUGAAGCCUAUAUAUGAUGACAAAAGUUACGUGAAUGCGUAUCCCAAUGGUAGAGCUCCAGCAGGCUAUUUACGCUCAGUUGGUGGUGCAAUCGGUAAGUUUGGUAACGCAAUAUACUCGUUCUUCGAUUAUAGUGUCGGGGAUCCAGCACAUGACUAUGAAAUACAUGACGAUAUGGAAAGAUCCAGAAGUCCCUUAGGAGACUCAGAAGAGCUCAAUGGUAACAGGCCCGUGGAUAUAACCAGCAUUAAUGACUCACAUUUAGCAAGUCCGGCAUCUGAAAGAGUCGAAGACUAUUUCGAUGCAAGACUAAGAAGUGGUGCGGGAACACCAAAUGUUCUAUCAAUUAAUUCUGGGUCACAGCCAUCGCUAAUUAACUUUGGUUCUAAUCCAUCACCAGUGCCGUUUUCUUGUGUACCCAGUAUGCCACAAUCAGAGAUUCCAUCUGCAGGUAAUGGGUCAUCUAAUUACAAUCCUCGUUCAUCGACUCCAAAACCAAUAAGUAGCAUACCAUCCGUUAGUAAUAUUCAAACUGUCCACGAAGGAAGUUCUAAAAGUGAUUCGAAACACGAGUCAAAAGUGAAUUCAGAUGAGAAGAGAAAAGAUCGUAAUACAUAUAACGGAAAUAGUAUUAAUUUAGGUGACGAUCAAGAUGAUUAA
Debaryomyces hansenii CBS767 is the source of this 1668-nucleotide messenger RNA. RefSeq lists its product as uncharacterized. Gene Ontology annotation, molecular function: protein binding. NCBI's taxonomy places the organism in Eukaryota, Fungi, Ascomycota, Pichiomycetes, Serinales, Debaryomycetaceae. Bases 1 to 1668 code for a protein of 555 amino acids. The record is from RefSeq and is a predicted model, not a curated record. The transcript has a single exon.